Molecule: messenger RNA, 1282 nt
Organism: Aplosporella prunicola CBS 121167
Lineage: Eukaryota; Fungi; Ascomycota; Dothideomycetes; Botryosphaeriales; Aplosporellaceae
Exons: 4
Coding region: 228-1025 (265 amino acids)
Source: RefSeq, a predicted model, not a curated record
GCCUGCCCGAUCAAUCAUGGCCCAGGAACUCUCGAGGCCCCGCGUGUCAGGGAACUUGCUGAUGACGCGCACGCCGCCUUUCUCCAACAUGCUGCACGACCCCGCGAUCAGCACCUUUCCCCGCGCUUGCGCCACCGUCUUCCCGACUCUCCCUCCACUGCCGUGCUUGCUGUACGACUCACUAACGACCUACCGACCUACCGUCUGCACCGCGCCAGCCGCUCGCCAUGGCCGCCACUCCCGCCGCCGCCGAUACCACCACCAUGUACCCGCUCCACAUCGCCAGCGUCGCAUACGACGCCGCGUCGCGGCUCAACACGCUAGACAUCUGCCUCCCACGGCCAGUAGAGCAGAGCGCGCCCUCCGCAGUCUGGGUCAUCUACAUCCACGGCGGCGCCUGGCGCGACCCCCUCAUCACCUCCGCCAGCUUCACCCCCACGCUCACGCACCUCCUCCAGCACCCCGUCCACAGCGCCCUUAUCGCCGGCACCGCGUCCGUGAACUACAGACUCAGUGCCUACAGCACGCACGGGACGCACCCCAGCGCGCCUGGCGAUUUCGCGCGAAACGCGUCGCACCCGGCCCAUGUGAGCGACGUGCGUGCGGCGUUGCGGUGGUUGCGGGGAAAAUACGGCGUCGGUGUGCACAGGCGGUUCGUGCUGGUCGGGCAUAGCUGCGGCGCGACGCUGGGGGCGCAGGUAGUUUUUGAUGACGAGGAAGAAGAGGAGGGAGAUGAGGUGGGGCGCCCUGUCGCGCUGGUGGGCGUGGCGGGGAUUUAUGACCUCCUGGGCUUGGUGCACAGGCAUGAGGGCGUGCCUGCGUAUCGUGAGUUUGUGGAAGCGGCGUUUGGCGCUGAGGAGGGGGCGUGGCGGGAGGCGAGUCCGGUGGAGAUGGCGGGAACGGGAUCGCCGCUAAGGGUCGUGGUGCUGGCGCAUAAGCUGCAGGGCGGGCACGACGAGCUCUGGGAGCGAGGAGUAGAGGUGGCGAGGGCGGUGGGCGUGGCGCUGGAGCGGGUUGUUACGUAGAUAGGUAGGGACAUGGAUAACGAGGCAGAGUGACGCGCUGUUCGAUGACACUGGACUGCCUGAGAGGGAGCGAGGGCCUUGUCGAUUUGGCCGAUCUCGCGUUGUGGAAUGCAGCCAACAUGCCAUUUCUUCUUCCGUUUAGACAACAACAACAACACCGCCUACACCCAUGCACUCAAGCGAGCAAUCUCACGGCCCUUAACCCCCUCCCCUCAAACCCAUCAAGAGCAGCCGGUGUCAUCAGCAAGACCAUAUCC